Molecule: messenger RNA, 1948 nt
Organism: Rubroshorea leprosula
Lineage: Eukaryota; Viridiplantae; Streptophyta; Magnoliopsida; Malvales; Dipterocarpaceae
Source: the annotation of a GenBank genome assembly
UAAUAAAUCUCUACGCUUCUCUCUAUGCAAUUACUCCUUGAGAGCAUCUCUCUCUAGAAUAUUGAGUAUUGCUGACUUGAGCGUCGGAGUGUUUUUCCCGAGGAAACAACCUCAGGAUUUUCAGGUGUAGAAGCAGCUGAGGACUUCAACAGUGUUGGACUGCGAAGCUACCGAAACAUUGGCGCCGUCUGUGGGAAACUCGAACAAAAAGCUGUGUGACUUAACCUGUUGAAAAACAAAAUGGUCCAUACCUUUACAGGAGGACGCCCUCCAAGAAAUGAAAUAGACGAACAGGAGGACGAUCACGUAUCUGAGGCCAGCUUGAAUGACUUUAGGCCGAUGCCAAGAAAUCUUUUUGUAGGAGGAGCAGAACAGGAUCACCUAAGUGAGACGGAUGAUGAAAGAACACCAACUGGGUAUGCAACCCAGCCUGAACAGUUCCAAGCUCCAACAGGAACGAGACAAAGAUCUGCCAGACCAAACAAUUCGCAGCGUGAACGACCUGAAAGGUCAACAGAACUUGCUCGGACAACCGAGCUCGAAGAGAGAACCAGAGUUCUCGAAAUGGCAAUGGGAAGAAUCCUUGCCCGCUUAAUCCCUAAUGACCCCCUGAUUCCUUUGCUGAACAGGGAUGCACAACCAGCUGCGGUUGUAGCGGCUAGAAACUCACCCGCUCUAAGCAAUAUAGUAGUGCCGACCAGGCCGAGGGGAAGUGGGAAGUUGAAUAUUGAGCCCAGCUCGCCCAAAUAUAGUGAAGAAUUGAUGAGAAAGAACGCAGACCUUGAAAGGCAACUACGGGAUGUACAGAAAUCCAUUGACGAGCUGAAAAGCCCUAGGUCGCACCAACAGACCUUGGAUUUGGACAGUGCUCCGCUGAACCUAUCCAUCACCGCAGAACCAUAUCAAGAGGGAUUCAAAAUUCCCCACCUAGAGACAUAUGAUGGCACGAAAGACCCGGAUGAACAUCUACACACCUAUCAAGCCAUCAUGAGGAUUCAAAACGCCAAUGAUGCCAUGAUGUGCAAAGUGUUCCCGGCGACACUGAAAUCAACAGCCAGAAGAUGGUAUCACAAACUCCCCAGACAUUCAAUAGAUUCAUUUUCCCAGCUCGCCAAACUGUUCUCGAACAAAUUUCGGUUCAAUAAAGCCACAUUGGACAUUGAUAAUGUCCCAGACACAAUCUGCCUGUCCGCCCUGUUGCAUGGGUUGAAGCGUGGCCGGUUCCUAGACGACCUGCUUGAAAACCCACCGAAGACGUGGAAUGAAGUGAAUGACAGGUCGGCCAGCUUCAUACUGUCAGAGGAUUUUCAGUUGUCCAAGCGACGAGCUGACGAUAAGCCGAGCAGAGGCCAGGAACAACCACCGAGAAAAGAAGAGAAGAAGAAGCAGAAGGUCAGUGAGCAAUGGGGAAAACCAGCUGAGUUCCCGAAAUAUGCCAGUUACAUUCCUUUGACCUUACCUAGGUCUCAAAUCCUGGCACAAAUUCAGCACUUGGUUAGGAGGCCUCCACCCCCGCUACAUGAUUCCCCGAGGGCAGAUAAGAGCAAGCAUUGUGACUACCAUCGUGUAUAUGGUCACAAUACAGAGGACUGCCAACACUUGAAGGAUGAGUUAGAGUUUUUAGCUCGUAACGGGAAGCUAGAAGGGUAUAUUCAGAAGCCACACGCCCAGCAACCCACUCAAACCCAUUUUGUGCAGGCGUAUGACCGACCUCAAGGACAGAGGUACCAGCAUGGAGGGACGCAGGAUGCAUAUCAGGAUAACCAGAAUAACAAAGCUGUUGUUUGGAAGAAGUAUGACUGGGACUGGGAGAAGUCACUUGAAAAUAGCUUUUCUAAAUCAAAAUGGCUAGACCAUUGUCCUUUUGUUUGGCCAUCUGCCAUUUGUCCUCCUGACUUCAAUUGGAUUGAUAAUAAUUGAACAGAGAGAAUAAAUGAAAAGAUUAGAA